GUGCACAGAAAGAGAGGAGGAAAACUCAGAGGGAAGUGGCCUCUCACCAAAACCGUUUGCGUUCUCAAUACUGGCCAGAUUGAAACUGCCACUCCGAGAAGAGAGGCCCAGACCCAGAACUCCCACCUGUGUGAGGCCCUGAAGCCCCUGAUGAAUCCCCGAAAGAAAGUGGACUUGAAACUUAUCAUUGUUGGUGCACUUGGUGUGGGAAAGACCUCUCUCCUUCACCAAUAUGUACAUAAAACAUUUUUUGAGGAAUACCAGACCACGCUGGGGGCCAGCAUCCUCUCCAAAAUCAUCAUAUUGAAUGACACAACUUUGAAGCUGCAGAUCUGGGACACAGGUGGUCAGGAGCGGUUCCGCUCAAUGGUAUCAACAUUCUACAAAGGUUCCGAUGGUUGUAUCCUGGCAUUUGAUGUUACGGAUCCAGAGUCCUUUGAAGCCCUGGAUAUCUGGAGGGAUGAUGUCCUGGCAAAGAUUAUCCCUAUGGAGCAGUCAUAUCCCAUGGUGGUGCUGGGGAACAAAAUCGAUCUGGAAGAUAGGAAGGUGUCCCAGGAGGUGGUCCAUGGAUGGUGUAAAGAGAAGGAUAUGCCAUAUUUUGAAGUUAGUGCGAAGAAUGACAUCAAUGUGGUACAAGCCUUUGAGGUUCUGGCUAGCCGGGCUCUGUUGAGGUACCAGGGCACCGCAGAGAACCACCUCAUAGACUCCAUCAAGCUCUCUCCAGGCCAGCCAAAGAGCAGAUGCUGCUGAUCUCGGAUACCCUCCAGACUCCCAAUGACAGCUGUGCAGCCAUUCCAAGUGCAAUCCCACCAGCCGGUACUCAGCUAGGAGGCUGGGGCACUGCAGCAGCAGAGAACGUCACAGGCAAAUCCUGGCCCCAGAGAAAUCACGGGCGUCUCCAUGACUCAAGCUCCUCUUUCUCCUCUGCCUCAACACCGUCCUGCUCAUCUCUGCAGACAAACUGCUCCCUUCAGCACCACGGACCAACAGGUUUGGAUGGAGAUGCAGUUCUGAUUCCCUCAGCAGCCAGAACAUGGACCGGACCACUCCUGACAGGCAGAAGCCUACAGGCCGGAGACUUCCCACAGCUUUUUUCAGGGAGAGCUGAGGGAGCAAGAUAAAAAUAGUUGUACCUAUUUCCUGGGUGCUCAAACAGCUCCCAUAACUGACCAGGCCUCAGUGUGCCCUCUGCCAAAUGAGAGUUCCUAAGGCUUCCCCAUAUCCUAGGGCAAUUUGAGAACCAUAAUCUCAUUUAAAUCCCACGUGCUGGUGUGGACACACAUGCUCACUCCUUUGGAGAGUAUUUUUGAUGCCUUCGAUGUACAUUGCACUGAAGUCACCAGACACACAAAGCAGACAUGAGUCCUUCACUCCCAGAAGCGCACCUGGAGAGAGAGGGCCAGCAGACAUGAGCUAGACAGAUAACAGCAACGAGGUACUGUUUUAGACAAAGGGGCCAAAGGGCUUUCCUGUGACAGUGACCGUUGUGCUGGCAGCUGCAGGAAGAGCUACAGGAAGAACAUGCCAGGAGAGGGAGCAGCUAGGCCAAGGCUCUGAGGCAAUGGGCAGAGUGCUGCAUUCCAUUCCCUGAGGACUCAAAGCUGCUAUCUCAGAGAAAAAAAGGCCAGGGAUUUCCUGUCCCCAGAAGGUACCUUGAUCAUUUGAUGACUGGCCACAAGGGGGCAGAAGUGUCCUCUGCUUUCAGGCUGAGGAGUUCUGGGAACACUUGAAAAGCUGGUGUUUGUGUCAAGAAAAUGGCUGAAGCUUGUUCCCAGGCUGUAGGAAUGUCUAACCUGGGCUAGUUGGGUAAAAAAAAAAAAAAAAUCAAAUGUCUUGAUUCAGGCAACAAAUCGAAAUCAGAGACAGAUCCCAGAGCUGUAGAUUCUGUGUCCUGUUCAUUUCAAAGCUAGAACCUAUUUUUUUUUCUUCUUCUGGCUUCACACUGCACAGAUAGGGUGGCCUAUUCUGAAGGAGGUGGACACAACGAACAUUCAGGGUCUUCAGUGGUCAGGUUCAUACCUCAUGCCUUCCACAGACAUUCCUGUCUCCACAGAAGUCUUCUUUCCUGAGUUCCAAGCAGAUCCGAGGUGUUAAUCUCUAGGAAGCCAGCCAGGGGGUACUAACUGGGGGUCUGGGGGCUCUGUCUGCACCCGCCUAGCUCUGAGGUAUAAAGCAACUUACUAAGGACAGCAGUCACAGGAACAGUGAGCCCUGCGUCCUUCAGAGAUGAACACUGUGCCCCCGUCACACAUUGAUGUGGCUCUCCUGGAAGUCAGACUGUGGAGGGAUGUGUGGUGUGUCGAGGGGGUGGGGUGCAUUCGGCAGCACGAUGAACAUAAGGACCAUAUCUAAGGGUACGCAGCAAAUAGUAUGUGUUUCCAUUGUUUAUAUCCUUUAUGGGACAAUAGUCCCUCUUGGUCAGUGAUACCAGUCUCAGUUACCCAUGGUCAACUGUGGACCAAAAAUAUUAAAUAGCAAAUCCCAGAAAUAAAUAACUUACA
Molecule: messenger RNA, 2501 nt
Organism: Mus caroli (Ryukyu mouse)
Lineage: Eukaryota; Metazoa; Chordata; Mammalia; Rodentia; Muridae
Gene: Rab7b
Product: RAB7B, member RAS oncogene family
Biological process (GO): phagosome-lysosome fusion; endosome to lysosome transport
Cellular component (GO): lysosome; phagocytic vesicle; late endosome
Molecular function (GO): GTP binding; GTPase activity
Source: RefSeq, a predicted model, not a curated record